Camellia sinensis is the source of this 3013-nucleotide messenger RNA. RefSeq names its product katanin p80 WD40 repeat-containing subunit B1 homolog KTN80.2. Lineage: Eukaryota; Viridiplantae; Streptophyta; Magnoliopsida; Ericales; Theaceae. Gene Ontology annotation, biological process: microtubule depolymerization; microtubule severing. Gene Ontology annotation, cellular component: katanin complex. The record is from RefSeq and is a predicted model, not a curated record. Gene Ontology annotation, molecular function: microtubule binding.
UCUCUCUCCCCCUCUCUCUCUCUCUCUCUCUCUCUAAAAACAACAUCAAAGCUAAAAGAGUACCAGCCGCGUCUCUCAAAAAGGAAGUUGUCAACUUUCUCUGUAAUUUUCUCUCUGAAUUCCCUAUUCUGACUCCAAAUUCCUAUCUUUCUCUGUGGAUUUUCCCACCUAUACAUAUAGAAUCUAUAUAUUCACACACAGACAUAUACAGAAAUCGAAUUGGAGCCCUGAAAUUCUCAAUUCAAUUGACUUCGACGACGAAGAAGACGACCGAGACGACGACGUUUCAUCGCAUCUUCUGGUUUUGAAAUCGUUGUUUGGCGUGUCGGAAAUGGCGAAGCGCGGUUACAAAUUGCAGGAGUUUUUGGCUCAUUCGGGGAGUGUGAACUGUCUUAAUAUUGGGAAGAAGACGUGUCGGCUUUUUGCUACUGGUGGGGAUGACCAAAAUGUGAAUAUUUGGUCGAUUGGCAGACCGACUUCUUUAAUGGUUUAUCUUUCUUGUGUGAUUGUGCAGAGCUUGUGUGGCCACACGAGCCCAGUAGAAUCUGUAACAUUUGAUUUGACAGAGGCUUUAUUGCUUGCUGGUGCUUCUGCUGGUGUCAUAAAGUUAUGGGAUUUGGAUGAAACAAAGAUGGUUCGCACUCUUACUGGACACAGAUCGAAUUGCACUGCUGUUGAAUUCCAUCCAUUUGGUGAAUUUUUCGCCUCUGGUUCUAUGGAUACUAGUCUAAAGAUCUGGGAUAUCAGAAAGAAAGGAUGCAUUCACACAUACAAGGGUCAUACUGGAGGCAUUAGUACUAUAAAAUUCACGCCUGAUGGUCGCUGGGUAGUAUCUGGUGGAUUUGAUAAUGUUGUAAAGGUAUGGGACCUAACUGCUGGAAAGCUCUUGCAUGAUUUCAAGUUCCAUGAAGGACAUAUUCGAUCCAUUGAUUUCCAUCCGCUUGAAUUCCUUCUGGCAACAGGUUCAGCAGACAGGACAGUGAAGUUUUGGGAUUUGGAAACCUUGGAACUGAUUGGAUCUACCAGACCGGAGGAGGCUACAGGAGUACGAUCAAUUGCCUUUCACCCAGAUGGUAGAGCCCUGUUUUGUGGAUUGGAUGAUAGUUUAAAGGUUUAUUCAUGGGAGCCUGUAAUGUGUCAAGAUACUGUGGACAUGGGAUGGUCAACGCUGGGUGACCUCUGUAUCCAUGAUGGGAAGCUCUUGGGUUGCUCAUAUUAUCGAAACUCUGUUGCAGUUUGGGCAGCUGAUAUUUCACUUAUUGAACCAUACGGGACUGGUAUUGUACCUACACAAAAUAACCGCUCUGAGCAGAAAUGUGAUCUCCAAGAAAGUUCUUUGGCAAAAGUUGGAAGUCAAAGAAGGAAUGCUUCAAAUUUCCGCUGCCCAUCUCCAGAUUACGAGACUAAAGAAAUAAAAAAUAUAUACGUGGACACUGCAGGAGGAAAUCCAGUUGCUUCAAAAAGAGUUGGGUCCAAUACCUCUUCUAAGGUUGUACACCCAUCUGAUUCCAAGGGAAUGGAUAAUCUACCAACCCAGAAGCAAGGUCCUGUACUUGGCGUGCUUGCGAAAACUAUAGGGCAUAGACGUAGUAAAUCUUUUGUAGUACCUAGUGUUGUACCUCGGGACGGUCAUGAUGGAAAAGACACUGCCAAUUCUAGAAGGGAAGCUGUUAUCCCUGCUAGGCCCAGCACUGGUACGUCAUUGAAGCCACAUCAUGUACGGAGGCCAUCGUUGGCUGCCAAAUUUGACGUGGAGAGACUGUCAGUGCCUGUUGAAUCUGAAUCUAUUAGAAAAACAAGUGGUGACAAAGCAACGGAUCCAACCUUCCAUGAAAGGCUUGUAGCAGAUGAUGCUAGAGAAGACUCUGGGGAAAAGCAUUUGAAUAUCGACAGCGUUGCAUGGAAGUUUGAAAAGAAAUUAUCACCUCUGGCACCACCUAGUCAAGAAAACUGUAAUGAGUCCCUCAAUGGCACUGAAGGGACAAAUUCAGUUAAAGUUGUGAAUGGAGUGGCAGUUGUACAAGGAAGGACACGUUCUCUGGUUGAGAGGUUUGAAAGGAGAGAGAGAUUAAAUAGUGAUGAAGUUCAAGCACCUGAUACAACCCCUCAAAUAAGACCUGAGACGGCUAAAAUAUCCCCCAUGUUGAAUGGACAUCCACAAAUAACUGAAAGGGAGUUGACAUCUGCAAAUGAUGGUAAUGUUGCCGAAGAUCUGAUGCAGAAUCAUGAUGUAUUCUUAAGUACCCUUCGGUCUCGCUUGACAAAAUUACAGGUGGUGCGCCAUUUUUGGGAACGGAAUAAUAUCAAGGGUGCUAUAGAUGCUACGAGGAAGUUGCCUGAUCAUUCUGUACAAGCAGACCUGAUCAGUAUUCUCAUGGAGAAAAUGGAGGUUCUCACCUUAGAUCUGUUCUCAUGCCUGCUGCCUGUGCUUUUGGGUUUGUUGGAUAGCAAGAUGGAAAGGCAUGCCAGUAUUUCCUUGGAGAUGCUAUUGAAGCUUGUAGCGGUCUUUGGCCCAGUAGUCCACUCAACUAUUUCAGCAUCUCCAGCUGUUGGCGUUGAUCUUCAUGCAGAGCAAAGGCUCGAAUGCUGCAAUCAGUGCUUUAUCCAACUCCAAAAGAUCCAAAAAUAUCUUCCAGUGCUUGUAAGGAGGGGUGGUUUGCUGGCAAAAUGUGCUCAAGAACUAAAUGUAGUUCUUCAAAACUCAUAAUCCACCGUGCCAUCCUCACCCGUUGCCAUUGAAGAGUUGAGCAGUAGCUGGGUUGUUGCCCUUCAACAAGAUUUCAUAUGAGAGAGAACUAUGUCCAUAUCGAGGCUCUCACAAUUUUGGUUUGCCAUUGUCUCUAUUCGUUGUUCAUUUUGUAUAUGUAAUAUGGACCAAUCACAUGUAUAUUGAACUUGUGCUCCCUUAGUUCAAUCACAUGUAUAUUAAAUGGUGCAAGAGUACUUCAAAUUGUUGCAAUAUUAUUUGAGCUUAAAACACAUUGUUGAGUGCAAUGGAAGCGAUUUCAUGACA